AUAUCACAAUGAAAAGAAUUGAGUGUUAAAAGAAAAAAAAUAAUAAAGUUAUGUCCAGCUCAAGAAGUCCAAGAGGAUCCAAUAGAGUAAGAACUGGACGAGGAUUCUCAUCAAUAAUAUCAUCUAUUCGCGGACCCUAUACUUUUGAUGCUAAUGUAUAUCAACAAAAAAAAACAUUAGCAGAAGGAAUGAUGGAUCUAGCCUUGAUGUCUGCUAAUGCAAAUCAAUUACGAUAUGUGCUUACUGCAAAAGAAGACAUUUAUCGAUAUAUUUCGUUAAUUUUAAUUUCUUUAAGUUUUGUACUUCAAGUUAUUAUUGGCAUCGGUUUAAUUUGGAAUAUCAAGUAUGAUAUAAGUCAAGAAGAACACACUGAAAAAGCUAAUAAAACUAAUAACUGGACAAUAAUUGGUAUUUUUAUGAUAACUGUAUUAAAUGUUGUUAUAUCUUCUUUUGGUAUCUCUCCAGCAGAUUGUCUGCAACUGUCUAAUAAUCCUGAAUUAUCCAUCAACCGAUAUGAUUAAAACGUUAUUGGAUCUAAAAUAUAUUGAAAAAAUAGCAAUAUAACAUUAUUAGAAUUUAUU
Molecule: messenger RNA, 581 nt
Organism: Chelonus insularis
Lineage: Eukaryota; Metazoa; Arthropoda; Insecta; Hymenoptera; Braconidae
Product: ninjurin-2-like
Exons: 1
Coding region: 51-521 (156 amino acids)
Biological process (GO): cell adhesion; tissue regeneration
Cellular component (GO): membrane
Source: RefSeq, a predicted model, not a curated record